GCGGCUCAAAUCUCGGCGAAGGAACGGGUCACGCUCUGUGUGUGUGCAUCAUGUGCAUGUGUGUGAGUGACGUAAGCAAGCGCGGCAGUUUCGUUGCUACCAGACAGACAAAGCUACUACUGCUAUUCGAGAGUGGCUUCUAACGCUAUAAAGCAUAACUUGUGUUUGGGAGGAAUAAGCGGGGGCCGACCAUGGCACUCCAAAACGAAGCGGAUUUACCACCCAGUUUAACAUGUCUCAAAAAUGUGGAUACCCUGCUCCGGUGUCCAAUUUGCUUUGAUUUUGUCAGCAUUGCAAUGAUGACAAAAUGCUCUCAUAAUUUUUGUUCCUUGUGCAUCAGAAAAUUUCUAUCCUACAAGUUGCAAUGCCCAGUUUGCAAUUCAUCUACAACCGAGCAGGACCUUAGAAACAACCGCAUAUUGGAUGACCUCGUCACAAGCUUCCAAUCGACCAGACUGGAGCUGUCAAAAGUAAGCUUUGACUCGCCGCCGCAAUCGCCCCCAACCUCGGCCGUACGAUGCAGCACUCCCAGGGCCAGGGGCCCGGCACGUGACGGUUCCAUCCUGAGUCAUUUCAUCCAGAAGGGACUCAAAGCGUCCCCCUCUACGACCACCCAACAAGGAGAAAGCACUCCUCGCGUCUCCCGCACGAGAAUACAGGCCAGACUCGCCCGGGCCUCGAGUCAAGCAGAGCUCCCCUUAACAAACACUUCUCUUGGAGUGGCGAUAAAGGAAGAGAUUAAGGAGGAAGAGAUAGGGUUGGAGGUGACGAGAAGGAUGGAGGUUUCACCUUCGGUCGCUCAAGCACCCACCGCCUCUUCCUUGGCAGCAGAAGAGGAUGUAAAGCCGGUGAUCAAAGUCGAUUGCCCCGUGUGCUCGGUGGGCAUCCCCCAGCAGAUGAUCAACAAGCACCUGGACUCCUGCCUGACCCGCGGGGAGAAGAAGGAGAGCCUGAGGAGCUCGCUGGUAGCCAACAGGAAGCCGAUGGGUAAGCUGGUGUACCACCUGCUGUCGCUGCAGGACCUGAGGAGAAGGCUCCGGGACUGCCACCUGCCCACACAGGGCCAACGGGACCAUCUAGUCAGGAGGCACCAGGACUUUGUGCACAUCUACAACGCCCAGUGCGACUCCCUGAGUCCCAAAUCAGUUGAGGACAUCGCCAAAGAAGUGCAGGGCAAUGAGAAGAUGAGGAACCAGCUGCAGGGAAAGGCCAAGCCUGUCUUGGUCUUCUCGAAGUAUCAGUCUGAGGAGGAGAUCGACGAGGUGCAUUCUAGUUACAGCAAGUUCGGGGGUGUGAGCCGUUCCUGGGAGCACUGGAAUAGGCAGCUUCGCCUGUUCCACCGUUGUCAAUCAACACUGAGAUCCUGCUGCCUGCCAGUGAACACACAGGGGGGGACGCCUGUUUAUGGGAUUCUGUCUUCCGAUUGGAUAAAGUGGGAACGUGAUACCUGAAAACGUGUUUUCUGUUUACUCUGAGCAGAGGGUCUUGGAGAAACACAUCACUGACCCAACGCGUUGCAUCAGUGAUUGCUUUCAAAGUAUGGAGCUAGUUAACACUUGUUUCAAUAAAUAUAUAUUUUUAACCUGCUCUCUUGCAUUUGCCAGUUAUAAUAAUGAACGCUGAGCCAUUGGUGUUUAAUACAUUCCUGGAUGUAUUAUUUAUUGUUGAAUGUCUGGUAUUUGCAUUGCAUGGGUUACGGCCGUCUAAACCCCGGUAUUUAUUAAAGGCGUGUGACCGAGGCAAGGUCAGAACCUCAUCAUGUCAAAAUGUUAAUUUGACCAGACAGUUUGUUUCACCGGCGCUGGAGAGAAAACGGUCAGGACCAUCUAACAAAUGUUAAUAUUAAAUGAUGAAGUAAUAAACUGACCAAUUUUCCAAUUGAAAAACAAAUGCCACACAUGCAAUGCGUUCCUAUGAUUGACAUGAACAGAUCCCGGUGUCACGACAACAGGGCUACUACUAGAGAAUGUGAAUGGCAUGGAGAGCUAAUGAAUACCAUGUUACCGAAGAGAGAGCUCACCUAAGCUCACCUUAACUCAAUUUACUUCUGUAAACAGGAGAAUCGCAAGAAUGCCCUGCACCACAAGGCUAUCUUAGCGAGUCAAUGAUUCAUUUCCUCUCACCCAUGUCACUUAUUUGAAGGUUAAGGAAAUGUCUUAACAAAGCCCUGUUUUUGGGAGCCAUAUAAUUGGUCCAUGUUUUAUUUUUAAUGAUCAAUCUGGCUUUCCUCUGCUGAAAGCUCAUAAUCUAUACAAGUCUGCAACUUGAUUGUACGUCUGCGACAGUCUGGGGAUAAAAUGUUAUCCCUUAAGCAAAGUUAUUAAGUUCUGUAUGCAAUGAAAUACAUAGUGCCCUGCAUUUUAUACCUGAGUGGUUUCCCAUCAAGAAACUGCAAACGUCAAAUUAACCAAAUCAGUCAGCAGAAACUUCACAGAGACAUACUUCACAUACACACAAGAUCCUACCACAGUGUCCAUUAUGUUGGCACAAUGCAGUCUAUUAUGCUGAGGAUUUAUGUGUUGCUGUGUUACCUGUAAGCCUAGCUGUUUUUGGUCCUCUCCCUAUAAAAACAGCAGAGCAACCGGUUCUUUCAAUAGACUGAAGUGCUAAAGUGCUUAAUGAUUUUUCUUUUUCCUGUCGGAAAUGAAUAUCGAAUAAUGAAACUGUUGCCUUUUAUGGUCAAUGUUUUAUUUCCCCUGACCUAGAGUUCUGUCAGUUCUUUUUUCUUUCAGUGAAGAAGUUGAAUAGGGUUAAAGGUUUUUUUUAAAGUGGCGCGUUAUAUCGGAUAGACAACACGUCAUCCGGUGUGCUGCUCGUCACUACUUUCCUUAAACUUGGAUUGAAAAAAAGACAAACAUUGCAUAUCAUACUACAUCAUUUUACAUUUUAUUAUAAAGAACGCAAUACAUCACCGUACUUCUGCAAGGGAUACAUAGAUCAGAUAAGAGUAUGGGAAACAAACAUGACUCGAUUAAGCCUAGCGUAAGCCUGUGGUUAUUGGGUUAUGGACAGUCAAGCUGGACCUGCUGUGGUAGAUGACUAGUCCUGUCCAGGUCAAAAGUUUAUCCUGAUGAAAUCAGAAACAGAAGACUCAAAAAGCUUGCGCUUAAAUCCUGUAGAGGGGACGAAAAAGGCAAAGAUACUGCUGCUGAGAAAUAAUGUAGGGUGAUUGGAUUGCAUAUACAGAAACUUCAACAUUUGAGUUAUCUGUCAGAUGAUCAUGCUGGCAUUUUACUAAUCGCCCUUUUUCGAGAUUGUUGUAUAUAUUUAGGGACCUUUUAGCCAGUGUCUGUAUGUUUGGACAAGUUGUACUGCAAAAAAACUGGAUGAGCCAUGUUCUGCAUGUGUUAUACCAAAUUUAAUUUAAUUUAAUUGGUUGGAUGUCCUCUUUACAAUUUUCUGCUUUCAAGCCAAACAACCUCUUCCCUGGCUAUAAAUAUCAUUCAUAUCAAGCUGAAUACAUUAGCAUAUUACCCCGGAACGGGGCAACCCGCUAUCAAGCUUGCAUUACCAUUUAACAAAGGUCGGACAACUGAAUGCAUUUACUUUCAGUUGUCAUUUACAAGUUAGUAUCGUUCGUUGUCGUUUCUUACCAAAGUCCCAACAUGUAAAAGCAUUGAAUGUUGUAUUAUUUGUAUAUUCUAGUCCACAAUAUCAACACGUCUCUAUUGAGAAAUCUCUCGCGUUCAUCUGUGUCCGGCCUUUUGUUGAUCCAUGACUGUGCUGUGAUCUUCAGACGGACAUCUUUAAGCUGCCCACCCCAACCUAACCGCACCCUGUCACCCUGUUCCAGUGAGAGCACGAUGCCCCCUUUUAUACGAUGAAUUCAAGUGACUGCAAUGUGUCAACACCCUCACGAAAAUCCCUUUCCGUGUGAAAAGAUAGAAAAACAAGCGAUCUCUAAAAGCUACGCUGACAAGGCGGGAGAUCUUUUAAUUCAUGGCCUCAGGGACUUAUAGAUAGAUUAUUUGUGGUGCAAGUCCUAGUUUUCGUCAGCUGGUUCUUGUUUAGGUCAUGGGGGACUGAGAAGAGUUCUUUGCAUCCUGUUGCCUUGUUUUGGAUCACAGGUGUACUGUGUAUACAAGGUAUAUAACAAUUGAGCCGACAUGUGUAUUUAGACCCCCUUAUCGCUUAACCUCGCCCGCAUCUG
This is a messenger RNA of Gadus chalcogrammus (walleye pollock), 4150 nucleotides long. RefSeq names its product RAD18 E3 ubiquitin protein ligase (gene rad18). The transcript has 10 exons. Gene Ontology annotation, cellular component: nucleus; Rad6-Rad18 complex. Bases 192 to 1451 code for a protein of 419 amino acids. Gene Ontology annotation, molecular function: single-stranded DNA binding; ubiquitin protein ligase activity. The record is from RefSeq and is a predicted model, not a curated record. Lineage: Eukaryota; Metazoa; Chordata; Actinopteri; Gadiformes; Gadidae. Gene Ontology annotation, biological process: protein monoubiquitination; DNA damage tolerance.